AGGAUGGAGAUUGACAAGAAACUUUUGAGGACUUGAAUGGAGUCAUGUCAGGAUUUAACAACUGGCAUUUUCUGUAUGAACUCGCACUCAGCUGCGCCUACAAACAACCCACCCACAGCCAGCACCCUCUCUGGCAGCCGCUCCUGAGAGUUCAGUUUGGUCACCUAAACGAUGGCCCGUGACACACACUGGUUUGCCGCUUUGAAGACUGCUGAGGAACACACGAUCUGAAUCACUUAAGCAUUAAAAUAGUAAUACCCAUGGAAGAGCCACAAGACUUACCCGAACAACCAGUGAAAAAAGCCAAGAUGCAGGAAUCCAGAGAACAAAGCUUGAGUCACGUAAGCAACGCAGAAGUCAGUGAUCAGAAACCUGAACCUUCAAGCCUUGGCUCAACCCUUCCCAUGUCCAGCGAGAUUAUGACAUGCACUGAUUAUAUCCCAAGGUCAUCAAAUGAUUAUACCUCACAAAUGUACUCUGCAAAGCCAUACGCACAUAUCCUCUCUGUACCUGUGACGGAAACAAUGAGCCCUUACCCUGCUCAGACUCAGUACCAAGCACUACAGCAGUCUCAGCCCUACACCAUCUACCCCCAGACCACCCAAACCUACGGACUACCUCCUUUUGGUGCACUGUGGCCAGGUAUGAAACCUGAAAGUGGUUUAAUUCAGACUCCAUCUACAAGUCAGCACAGUGUUCUUACCUGCACGACAGGGUUAACCACAAGCCAGCCCAGCCCAGCACGUUAUUCUUAUUCCAUUGAAGCAUCAACCACCAAUGCCAGUCCAGUCUCUACAUCCUCAACUGUUGUCAAUAUUUCCACGUCAGCAGCAGCCAGCAUCUCACAGGAAUAUCCUACGUACACGAUCCUCGGCCAGAGUCAGUACCAGACGUGUUACCCGAGUUCUGGCUUCGGAGUCGUAACACCAGCAGACAGCAACACGGAGAGCACUGCGUUAGCAACAACUACGUAUCCAGCUGAGAAGCCAAACGCCAUGGUGCCUACGCGGCCGGUGCAGAGACAUUCCUCUGGAGAUGCAUCCACGAGUCCUUCAUUAUCCAGAGCAGCAACAGCAAGUAAGGAGUUAGAUGAGCAGGCAAGAAAAAACAUCCCUGGGAAGAAUAGGGGGAAGAGGAAAGCAGAUACCUCCUCCUCACAGGACAGUGAGCUGGAGCGAGUGUUUCUCUGGGACCUGGAUGAGACCAUCAUCAUCUUCCAUUCACUUCUCACAGGGUCUUAUGCUCAGAAAUAUGGCAAGGAUCCAACCCUAGUGAUUGGCUCGGGUCUGUCAAUGGAGGAGAUGAUAUUUGAAGUAGCCGAUACUCACUUGUUUUUCAAUGACUUGGAGGAGUGUGACCAGGUGCACAUAGAAGAUGUGGCAUCGGAUGACAAUGGUCAGGAUUUAAGUAACUACAAUUUCUCCACGGAUGGCUUCAGUGGCUCAGGAAGUAAUGCAAACCACAGCUCAUCAGUUGGUGUCCAGGGUGGAGUGGACUGGAUGAGAAAACUGGCCUUCCGCUACCGCAGGGUACGAGAGAUCUACGACAAAUACAAAACUAACGUUGGAGGCCUUCUUAGCCCGCAGAAGAGGGAGGCUCUGCAGCGACUAAGGACCGAUAUAGAAGUGCUAACAGAUUCCUGGCUGGAAACUGCAUUGAAGUCCCUGCUACUCAUACAGUCCAGAAAAAACUGUGUGAACAUCCUGAUCACAACCACCCAGCUGGUGCCAGCUCUUGCCAAAGUUCUCCUGUAUGGAUUGGGCGAGGUGUUUCCCAUCGAAAAUAUUUAUAGUGCUACAAAAAUAGGUAAAGAGAGCUGCUUUGAGAGGAUUGUGUCACGAUUUGGAAAGAAAGUCACCUAUGUGGUAAUUGGAGAUGGGCGUGAUGAAGAGGUUGCAGCUAAGCAGCACAACAUGCCUUUCUGGAGGAUCACAAAUCAUGCAGACCUCGUGUCCCUUCACCAAGCCCUCGAGUUAGACUUCCUGUAAGAAGCUGGAGCAGAGACGUGACUGCAGCUCCCACAAGCCCUCUCCAUCACCAGAGAGGCAGAAAUCUCACACAUUUGGAGACUCACUUCUCAGCUUGAUGAAGAAAACAGACCUAAUGCAAACUGUACAGUAAACCAGGUUGUUUCCUCAGGAGCGCAGGCCCUGCCGAGUACAAAGGUGUCCUACGAAGAAGCACUGGAGUCUGCAGGGCUGGAGCUUGUGUGCAGAGGCUGCCAGAAGCAGGUGAAUCCAGCAGGCAGUCUCCAGAGGGAGGGGUGACACAACACGAGUAUUUGUAAGAGCCUUCUCCUUUCUAUUCAGCUUAGUUGUAGAACCUAAGUAAACACAAAACCUUAUUUUUAUAGACAAACACUGAUGGCAGAGCUGAACCUCCCUUGUUUUGCAAAGCUGAAAGAGCUGUGGCUUUUUUCAGAGGAAAUAUUAAUGAAAAUGUCAAAAAUACCUCUAUUGCUGUGAAAAUCAUCCUCUCUCCUCCCCUUUUAGGUGUUCAAAGCAGUUAAUUUAUUACAAUGUCCUUAUGUUAUUUCCUCAACACGGGAUUACUGGAAAAUAGAAAGAUAAGGGAAUGUUUCUGGGAUACACGAUUCCUUGUGGAGGAAAAUGUUGGUAUUUGGAGUUGAUGUCAGUGGCUCCCAGUCCGAGAGUCCCAGACCAACCCAGAGCGUGGUGCCACAGGAAAUCUAGGAAAUCUACGAAACCCAACCAUUAGAUACAGCACAGUACUCUUGUGGGCUGCACAGACGUGAGCAGAGUCCUCUUCAGGACUAAGGGAGAACGAAAUCCUCAUGGAUGUUAUAGAAGGGUGUGGUUGUUAACCUUCACCUCUGCUUUCCUGACUCCUUUUGUGAGAGUGAGUUCGUUUUAGUAGAAUCAGAGUCAAUUUUCUUGUAUUCUUCUUUGUGUUAGCCUAAGGACAUUGCUAGAAACAAAACCCUUUGAAGAGGGACUUUGUUUUCAAAGACACUGUGACGUGGCAGCCUGGAGCACACUGGCCUUGGGAGCAAUGGUUACACUGAUUCUCCUGCUGCUGUCUCAGAAGGCGAGGCUGGAGCCGGGGAGUGGCAGCACCGCUGGCUGGGGAUGGGCAUCUGGAGACAGGGCUGGCACGGGCGCUGGUUUGGUGCCAGGUCAGGCUGUGUUCAAUGGGAUUUGCCUCCUCCCUGUGCCCCGGUGGCACCAAAUCUGCAGGCACGUGGGUUUUCUGCAGAGGAUGGAUGCCUGCUGCGCGCCUCGCAAGCCUCUGCGGCGCCCCGGCGCCACCAGCUCUGUCUCCAGCCCAGCCCACCCCCUGGGACCCGCGAGGACUGGUCUGGAAACACGAUUGCUUCAAGGAGGAUGCUGACCCGCUCAGGCUGCGCCCACAGAGGCAGGUGCUGUGUUUGCUGCAUUCCUUUCGUGGCAUUAUUUACUGAGGAGUAAUUUCCAUCUGUGCUGGGGAGUUCCUGGGCCGGCUCCGGCCACCACCGUGGAAGAGGUGCCGAGAGGGGGCUGGGAUCCCCAGAGCUGAGAGAUGGGACACUGAGGUCUCCGUUUCAUGUGUUCCUAGCUCCAGUUUUAGGGUUUUUUUUAAAUAAUCUGAAGUCAGAUGAGUUUCUCUUUCUCCACGGUGGUCACAGGAGUGGUUGCUGUCCGUGCAGACCAUUGCUAGGUGUUGGCCUUGUGCUCGCAGGCAGAUGCGCUGGAUCUGCUCUGGGCACACGUUGUCAGUGCUGGAGCUGCUUCUUGCACACAGCGUGGCCUCUUCUCUAUAAGGGGAAUGUGAGGAGCCAGGUUCUGCUGGCGCUGUUCCUGAGCAGCUCGGGCGAGGGCAUUUCUUUUGGCUGCACUGGCAGUAGAGCCCCUGCAGCGAGGAGGGGCCAUGCUCUGUCGCACUCGGCAGCAGGGUUUGGCGAGGAGCAGGAGUGGGAGCCCAUGGGAAUGUGUUCCCAUCUGCCGUGUACACAAGGCGGGGAGCUCCGGGAGCUCCGGUGCGUCCCUGGGUGUUCCUGGGCAGGGAAGGGCACGUAGUUGUGUGCUGACAUUUCACAGCAGCGUGGACCCUGGGCAGAGAGAAAGGGGAGAUGCUGUGGGGCUGCAGCUCUGUUUCCGCUGGAUACAUAAAAAAUCCAGGUCAUCUGGGGCCCAGGGAAGGGUUGUUCUUGCUUCAGCUGGAGUGGAUGUGGUAGGGAUUGAGCCGUGCUGAGAAGCAGCCCUGUUGCUCCCAGGUUCUGAAAUGUUACCAGAGUCAUAGAAUCAUAGAAUUGUUUGGUUGGAAGAAAACCUUUGAGAUCAUCAAGGCCAACCAUCCCUGUUCAGUACUAAAUCACAUCCCUGAGCACCUCAUCUACCCAUCUUUUAAAACCGCUUCUGGGAUGGUGACCCCACCACCUCCCUGGGCAGCCUCUGCCAGUGCCUGAGAACCCUUUUGGUGAAGACGUUUUUCUGAUGUCCAGUCUGAACCUGCCCUGGUGCAACUUGAGGCCAUUCCCUCUCAUCCCAUCACCUGUCACUUGGGAGAAGUGACCAACACCCACCUCACCACAACCUCCUUUCAGGCAGUUGUAGACACUGAUGAGGUCUCCCCUCAGCCUCCUUUUCUGCAGACUAAACAACCUCGGGUUUCACAGCUGCCUCUCCUAACCCUUGUUCUCCAGCCCCUUCCCCAGCUCCAUUCCUCAUCUCCAGC
Molecule: messenger RNA, 4674 nt
Organism: Cuculus canorus (common cuckoo)
Lineage: Eukaryota; Metazoa; Chordata; Aves; Cuculiformes; Cuculidae
Gene: EYA3
Product: EYA transcriptional coactivator and phosphatase 3
Exons: 18
Coding region: 261-1988 (575 amino acids)
Biological process (GO): negative regulation of extrinsic apoptotic signaling pathway in absence of ligand; cell differentiation; positive regulation of DNA repair
Cellular component (GO): nucleus
Molecular function (GO): protein tyrosine phosphatase activity
Source: RefSeq, a predicted model, not a curated record